This is a messenger RNA of Drosophila subobscura, 1192 nucleotides long. RefSeq names its product vesicle-associated membrane protein 7 (gene Vamp7). Gene Ontology annotation, molecular function: SNAP receptor activity; SNARE binding. The record is from RefSeq and is a predicted model, not a curated record. The transcript is spliced from 6 exons. Gene Ontology annotation, cellular component: membrane; SNARE complex. NCBI's taxonomy places the organism in Eukaryota, Metazoa, Arthropoda, Insecta, Diptera, Drosophilidae. Gene Ontology annotation, biological process: vesicle fusion; exocytosis. The coding region runs from base 395 to 1051 and encodes 218 amino acids.
AUAGGUGCAUCCGAAGCGUCAGCAAUUGUUGCUAUUUUCUUUGUGCAGUUGAAAAAUAAAUAUAAGCAAAAAAAAAAUAAAUUGUUAUUCAAAAUAACAAAACGCAAUAUGUGCAGUUAGACCGCGGAUUUGAGGAUAAAAUGAUCCAUGUUUCCUCUUCCAUUACAAGUUUUUGUUACCACGAUAUUUUUCACAGGAGCUGUGUAAAUAGUUCUCUUACUCUUUGUGUGUUGCAUUCUAACGCAGGGACCGAGCAAAGCACGUCAUCAGUAAGAAGUCUCUGUUGUUGCAUAGAUAAACAGCAGCAGCAGCAGCAACUGCAAGAGCGAGAAAGUGCAAGUAACCGGAGAUUUGUAUACAGCCGCACCCUAAAUAAAAAAGCCGAUACCAUAUAAUGCCGAUACUGUAUAGUGUCAUCUCGCGCGGCACCACGGUGCUUGCCAAGUUUGCGGAGUGCGUUGGAAACUUUGCCGAAGUGACGGAGCAUAUAAUUGGGCGGAUUGGGGUGCACAACCACAAGAUGACCUACACCCACGGCGACUAUCUGAUUCACUACACAUGCGAGAACAAGUUGGUUUACAUGUGCAUUACCGACAAUGAGUUUGAAAGAAACCGAGCUUUCUUUUUUCUGGCGGAUAUCAAGCAGAAAUUCAUACAGACUUAUGGACUGCAGGUGGCCACGGCAAUCGCCUAUGCCAUGAAUACAGAGUUCUCGCAAGUACUUGCCCAGCAGAUGAUCUACUCCAGCCAGUCGCGUGAUGUUGAUACAAUUUCUCGUGUUCAUGGCCAGAUAGACGAACUGAAAGACAUAAUGGUUAAGAAUAUUGACAGUCUACGUGAUCGGGGAGAAAAGUUGGAGCUGCUCGUCAAUAAAACAGAAAACUUGAGCAAUAACUCGGUUGCAUUCCGCAAGGCUUCACGAAAUUUGGCGCGACAGAUGUUUUGGAAGAAUAUUCGUGUCUAUGUUGUGGUUGGGAUAGUGAUUAUAUUUAUUGUCUAUGUUAUUGUGAGCAUGGCCUGUGGCGGUCUCGCCUGGCAGUCAUGCGUUUAGUGCAUGGCCAACGAUAUUGUUUUAAUUGUUAUAGGUUCAUACCGUGCCGGAUUGGAUGUAUAUUUGCAUAUAAAACACAUGAGUUACUUUCAUUAUCUAUGUAUGUAUGUUCUAUUUAAUAAACUGGAGUGUAUACAUGAA